AUGUCUGCUCGCAAAGGCCUUCCACCCGAGAUCAUCGAAGCAAUACUCCGCCGCCUGCCGGCAAAAUCUCUUGGCCGCUUCAAGUCGGUGUCAAAGCCAUGGCGCUCGCUAAUUUCCAAUCCCGAAUUCAUCAAAACCCAUCUCGAUCUAAACAACCACCACAAAACUAGUAUAUUGAUUCUCGUUUCCGAGAUGAAAUCUUUCUACUCAGUUAGUAUAAAUGAACUCGUUCCAUAUCUCGACAGUGAUGACUUGUGCGCAACCGGAAAAGAGAUAAGUUUCCGGCCACCUUCGAUCAGGUGGGAAGAGAUCUUGGGUUCCUGCAACGGGCUCGUUUUAGCCAAAGACGAAGAUGACCAGAUCUUCUUGAUGAAUCCAACCACACAGGAGGUCUCGGAACUUCCCAUUUCCCCUUUCGCACUCCCUCUUGGAGAGAGUUUUGUUAUGUAUGGAUUCGGUUACGAUUCAUCAUCGGACGAUUACAAAGUCGUCUCGAUCUCUUUCUGGGAUACCGAUAACGAGCAUAAUCUCGAUUGCACCGACAUGUUGGUAAGCGUCUACAGUUUGAGAAACAAUUCAUGGAGGAAGGUGCAUAACUCUCCUUACGAUCAUGCCGUCGGCCAUCUUCUAAGAGGAGUUCUCAUCAACGAGAGCCUUCACUGGUUAACCCAAAGAAUCCCCGGUUACUCUUCGACAAUUGUUGCGUUUAGUUUAGCCAAUGAGGAGUUCAACGAAAUCGAAUUGCCUGACUCCAUUGAUAACAAGAAAGCUAUGUUCAACGAGCUGGUUGUUCUUGGUGGGAAACUUGCUCUUUUUGCUAAUCAGGUGGGUAAUGAUUUGUGGGUGAUGGAGGAGUACGAUGUUGGCGAGUCUUGGACCAAGGUUUCCAUCCAUGGAGUCGAGAUAGAUCCUGUUAAGCCUGUAUGUUCAGUUGAUGACAACAAUCGUGAUAUAGUAUUGGGGGAUGAGAACAGAGUUCACGUAUACAAUUUGGAUGACAGAAGAUGCAGAAAUGUAAGGAUUUUAGGGGCUCCAACUGCAUUCGCUGUUGGAGGUACGUAUCUCGAAAGCCUUGUAUCACCUAAAUUGAUCAUCACAAGAACACCAUGAAGCUGCAGUUUUUUCAAUAAAUUUUAUGGGUCGUUGUUUGUUUGAUGUUUAGUAAAUAGUAAGCAACUGUAUACUUGU
This is a messenger RNA of Cynara cardunculus var. scolymus (artichoke), 1188 nucleotides long. Its product is annotated as F-box/kelch-repeat protein At3g06240-like. The transcript has a single exon. Lineage: Eukaryota; Viridiplantae; Streptophyta; Magnoliopsida; Asterales; Asteraceae. Bases 1 to 1110 code for a protein of 369 amino acids. Gene Ontology annotation, molecular function: protein binding. The record is from RefSeq and is a predicted model, not a curated record.